Molecule: messenger RNA, 2403 nt
Organism: Nipponia nippon (crested ibis)
Lineage: Eukaryota; Metazoa; Chordata; Aves; Pelecaniformes; Threskiornithidae
Source: RefSeq, a predicted model, not a curated record
GUAUACCUGCACAGCAAGAGCCUCAUCAUCUCUUUUCUUUUGAGGUCAUGAAACGCGUACGCACAGAACAGAUUCAGAUGGCAGUGUCCUGCUACCUCAAGCGCCGUCAGUAUGUGGACUCGGAAGGUCCCCUAAAACAAGGGCUGAGGCUGUGUCAGACUGCUGAAGAGAUGGCAGCUAAUCUCACAGUCCAAUCUGAAUCUGGUUGUGCCAACGUUGUGUCUGCAGCUCCCUGCCUGGCGGAGCCACAGCAAUAUGAAGUACAAUUUGGACGAUUACGCAAUUUUCUCACAGAUUCAGAUUCUCAGCACAGCCAUGAAGUGAUGCCUCUUCUGUAUCCCCUCUUCGUCUACCUCCAUCUGAACAUGGUCCAGAAUGGCCUAAAAAGCACAGUGGACAGUUUUUACAGCCGCUUCCAUGGCAUGUUCUUGCAGAAUGCCAGCCAGAAGGAUAUCAUUGAGCAAUUGCAGACUACCAUGACUAUUCAAGAUAUCCUGUCCAACUUGAAGCUCCGGGCUUUUCUGGACAACAAGUACGUCAUCCGCCUUCAAGAGGACAGCUACAACUACCUUCUUCGCUACCUCCAAAGUGACAACAACAACGCCCUGUGCAAAGUCCUGACCUUGCACAUUCACCUGGAUGUGCAGCCCGCCAAGAGGACCGACUACCAGCUCUACGCUGGUGGGAGCUCCUCGCGCAACGAGAGCAAUGGCCUGGAACCCAGCGACGUGCCGGCUUCCAUUCUGCAGAACGAGGCGGCGCUGGAUUUACUGCAGGACAGCAUUAAACGUGUCAAGGACGGGCCCCCUUCCUUAACGACCAUCUGUUUCUAUGCCUUCUAUAACACGGAGCAGUUGCUGAACACUGCAGAGAUUUCACCAAAUAGCAAGCUGCUCGCUGCUGGGUUCGAUAAUUCGUGUGUGAAGCUGUGGAGCCUGCGUUCCAGGAAGUUAAAAUCUGAGCCCCACCUUGUUGAUGUGUCCCGCAUCCGCCUGGCUUGUGACAUCUUGAAUGAGGAGGAGGAAGAGGAUGACAGCGCAGGCACAGAAAUGAAGAUCCUGAGAGGACACUGUGGACCUGUGUAUAGCACGAGGUUCCUUUCAGACAGUUCGGGACUCUUAUCUUGUUCUGAGGACAUGUCCAUCAGAUACUGGGACCUCGGAAGUUUUACAAACACUGUGUUGUACCAAGGACAUGCCUAUCCUGUCUGGGAUUUGGAUAUUAGCCCAUGCAGCCUGUACUUUGCCAGUGGUUCCCACGAUCGCACUGCAAGGCUCUGGUCAUUUGAUCGGACGUAUCCACUGCGAAUAUACGCAGGCCAUUUGGCAGACGUAGACUGUGUCAAGUUCCACCCCAAUUCCAACUACUUAGCGACAGGCUCCACGGACAAAACAGUGCGCUUGUGGAGCACUCAGCAAGGCAACUCAGUGCGUCUUUUCACCGGGCACCGUGGCCCCGUGCUAGCGCUUGCGUUUUCUCCCAAUGGUAAGUACCUGGCAUCAGCAGGUGAAGACCAGCGGCUAAAGCUGUGGGACUUGGCGUCAGGAACUCUUUACAAAGAACUGAGGGGGCACACAGACAACAUAACCAGCCUUACUUUUAGCCCCGACAGUAGUUUAAUUGCUUCAGCAUCGAUGGACAAUUCAGUCCGGGUCUGGGACAUUCGGAACACUUACUGCAACGCCCCUGCAGAUGGGUCUUCCAGUGAACUGGUUGGUGUAUAUACCGGACAAAUGAAUAAUGUACUGAGCGUACAGUUUAUGGCCUGUAAUCUUCUUCUAGUGACUGGAAUUGCACAAGAAAAUCAGGAACAUUAAUUUUUUUUUUCUUAGGGAAGUGGGUGGGUGUAUUGAAUGCCAGAGUCCAUUGCAAGCUGAGAUUACUGACUGUGAAACACUUUUCUUCCUCUGCCCCCUUGAAAGGCAUGUUGAGAGUGAUGCAAAUGCUUUAAAACAUCUUGCCCACAAAAAGGCCUGUGCUGUUGAACGUAAUAAGGAAAAAAGGAGGAGUGAUGAAAGUACAUAUACAUUCUAAUCUUGUACUUGUAGGGAUGGGGAAAAGGGGAGGAAAUCCAGUAGCUUGGGGAAACCAAAAGCCCGGUCCAGACAAGUGAAACUGCCAACCAGAUAAGCUGCUGACCUGCACUUAAAUAUCCUGUAUUGAUCGAUGGGCACAUCUUACCUACUGUUAACUGAGGCUUGAGUGUGUGGAGAACUACUGGCCCAGUGUUUUUUGUUUUGUUUUGCUUUUGUUUUCCUGGUAUUGCAGAGGACCAGCAUUUUAAGACCCUUCUAUUAAAAGAACAUUAUGUAUUUUCUACAGUGAUAGUGGUCCUAAAUAUUACAGCUCCCUAUAGCACUUCUGGAGUAUUUUGGACUAGCUAAGUAGAAAAUACUAUCUUUC